UUUAACCCGUCAAAUCUACAUAGCCUACAAAAUUUGUAGCACUUCUUAAAGGUAGAAAUUAAUUUUUAUGUAGAACUACAAUGCUGAAUAACAGGUAGAAUAGGUUUUUUGUGAGCCCACUACAAUGUUGGUUUCAAAACUAAAUUGGUUUCUCGAGGGCUGACUGUUUGUGUUGUAUUGUCUAUGCAGAUUUAGAAAUGGCUUCUUCUUCUACUAACAACAGCAACAUAAGAUUAAAACCGAGACUGUGCAAUUGUGGAAGAACAGCUACCAUACAUAUUGUAAGAACCAAUGACAAUGGAAAUAAAGGGCGUUUGUUCUUUGUUUGCCCAUCAAAAUAUACUGAAACUCCCAAGUGCAAUUACUUCAAGUUCGUGGAUGAAGAUGAUGAAGAUGUGACGUCCACAAUCCGUUCCAACACUAGAGCUUCUGAUGGUGUUACAGUAGAACACUUUAACGAGCUGAGGAGGAGGCUGUAAGACGUGGAAAAUGAACAUGAUGACUAUGGUCGAAGGCUUCGAAGGGUGGAAAAUAUUUUGAAGGCGAUGGUGUAUUUGAUUGUAUUUUCUAUACUUUUGUACUUUAUGAUGUAAUGUUAUUAUGGAUUUAUAGAUUUAAUGUUAUUAUGGAUUUAUGGAUGUA
Molecule: messenger RNA, 642 nt
Organism: Camellia sinensis
Lineage: Eukaryota; Viridiplantae; Streptophyta; Magnoliopsida; Ericales; Theaceae
Source: RefSeq, a predicted model, not a curated record